This is a messenger RNA of Ruditapes philippinarum (Manila clam), 3924 nucleotides long. RefSeq names its product ankyrin repeat and SAM domain-containing protein 3-like. The transcript is spliced from 13 exons. Lineage: Eukaryota; Metazoa; Mollusca; Bivalvia; Venerida; Veneridae. The record is from RefSeq and is a predicted model, not a curated record. Gene Ontology annotation, molecular function: protein binding. Bases 95 to 3328 code for a protein of 1077 amino acids. Gene Ontology annotation, cellular component: cilium.
GAACAACAACAACAAAAGCAAAGAAAUGUCAAAAUAAUAUUUAUGAAAUUUUUGGUGUUACGGGAAUUUUUGCUAAUUCCUGAGUUCUACAACCAUGGCUGAAACUGAAGGGUCAGAUGAUACUUCUGAGAAUGAGCUCCUUAACAGAAGUUUGUCUGUAUGGAAAGGAAACAAGACAUCAAAGGAAGAAUUUGAGCCAAUACCUCUAGAUUUACAUACAGCAUCAAGUCUGGGUCUAUAUGAUUGUGUGAAGGCACAUAUUGUCAGAGGAGAGGUUGACAUCGACCACAUUAACAAAGGUGGCUGGACUGCCUUGAUGUAUGCCUGCUAUAUUGGUCAUGAAACUAUAGUCAGUCUCCUAUUAGAAGAAGGGGCGUGUGUAAAUCUUCGUAACCAGAAAAAAGAGACAUCAUUGAUGUUAGCAGCUAGCUGUGGUAAUGAUAGAGUGGGACGUCUACUAUGUAGUCAAGGAGGUGAACUAGAGUCUCGUGAUGCUCGUGGUUGGACAGCAUUAUUUCAUGCUACAUACUCAGGACAUCAGAACAUGGUCAGUUUUCUGCUGAAACAAGGAGCAAACAUGAACUCUGUAGAACCCAGUAUGGGAAUGACACCAUUUAUGGAGGCAGCUGCUGAGGGUCAUGAGAUUAUCUUACAGCUGUUCCUACAACAUGGUGUAAAUGUAAAUGCUAAAGCUUACAAUGGUGAUACAGCAAGAUCUCUGGCUUUAAUCAAUGGAAACAUGAAGAUAGUUAGUCUUAUAGAUAAUCAUGUGAUGCCAAUUACAUCUCUGCGGGCAGAGGCAGGGUUAGAACCAGAUCUGAGUUCAUCUGAUGACACUUUCUCUCGUCGCAACAAGAACAGAGGUAGAGGCAAGGGUUUAGGUGGAGGCCCUAGUAUAAUGGAUGGACCUCAAGCUAUAGCUCGCUUAAUAAACAGAACUAGAGACCCACCUCAACAAAAAAAUCCUGGUAAAUUUUUUAUUUUACCUAAAGGAUAUGUAACAUUCCCAGAAGAUGGGACUAAAGAUCAACCUCAGAAACUCUCCUAUAGAGAUGUAACAUCACCUAUCAACCAGGAUGAUUAUAAACUGGAUAGUUCUGGUAGCAGAGACUAUAAUGAACCAGAAGAUGACAGCAAUGCUUUCUCUAAGACUGGUGCCCUCACAAUAAAAAGUAGUUCAGGAUCUAGUGGAGGCCUGGCUGCUGCAUUUGGUAUCCGGCGUGAGGAUAGCUUAGACAGUGAUGAAUUCCCUCAUGAGUCAUCAUGUGGAGACUCACAUCACCAUGGUAACAGCGGAGAUAGUUCUUCUGACGAGGGACUUGAGGAGAAUCAGGGUACCAAUCAAAUUUCACAGACUCUGAAAAAAUCUGAUGUCAGUGGGAAUGCAGAGAAAGGACCAGAUGAUCCUGAGACUAAUCCUAAUUUAGAUAGAAAAGGAGAAAUGGAGAAAAGAAAAUUACAAAGUCAAAAAUCAAAAGAAUUAAGACUGACAACUGAGAAAGUGAAUGAGAUAGAAGUAAUGAAAAAUUCUGUCUCAGAAUGGAUAGACAGUGUUCAUAAUUCAAAUUCUCUCCCAGAAACCAUUGUUGAAAUUCCUAAAUCAGAUAAUCAGGCAACGGAAGACAAUGAAAAGGAGGCUGCAAUCAAACCAGAGUACCUUCCUAAUAAACAUAAACAUGCUAAAUCACCACAACAUGAACAUAUUUCAUAUUCCAACCCAGAAAACACUGGUGAUGUGUGCGAAUCUGAAGAGGGUUCUAGUGAGAAUCACAAUCCAGGCAAAGGUCAUGAUCCAAAUCUUGUCCACCAACCUGGUCAAGGUUACAAUUCUAAUGAAGGUCAUACUCAACAUGAAAGUCACACAAAUGUCCAAGGUCAUAGCCUAAGUAAAGAUCAUGGUCACAAUCCUGGUAAAGUUAAUGGUUCUUGUCAAAAUUCUAAUACAGAUCAAGCUCAAAAUGCUGGUCCAGUUCAAAAUGUUGGUCUGGACCAUGAAUCAUUUCAUGGUCAACAUUUAGGACUAGGUCACAACCCAAGUCAAGGACACAACCCUGGUCAUGGUUACAAACCAGGUCUAGGUCACGCUGAAGGCUAUAAUCCUGGACAUGGGAAAAAAUCUGAUACUCAUAUGCAAUAUCCAGUAUCUGUAGAGCAGAAAACCAGCCGUCAUGAACCAAAGCAUUUCUCUGGAGCUGAAUUAAUUGAACAAGUAGCAAAUAAUCUGAAGAACUAUGACCCUAGGCCAGCUCAAGAGUUCCUUCAACAAAGUCCAGCUAUUGCAGAUUCAGCAAUUAUUUCAGUGGCAGACCAUAGUAUUCCACCUGUUUCUGCUCUGAAUAUUUUAAAUACUGGACCUGAUGGGUAUAAAUCUUCUAGUUCCCACAGCACACCAAGUAGUCACCAUGGCAAUCAGGGUACUAGAGUUUCUGCACCUCCAGGCUUUGCCCCUGCUGUGAAUCCUUAUCCAAUAAACCCAUACCAAGGCCCUCCAAAUGUAUCGCUGUAUCCCCAUGUAGCCUCUCAGUUACCUCCCACAGGAAUAGUCCCACAGGGGCUUGUGGAAAAACAAGAAUCAAUACCCUCAUCUAAUGCUGCCUUUAUAGAAAAAAUGAAAGACUCAGUUCCCCUUGAUUUACCUACCCUGCUUGAUCAACUUGGCUUGUCAAAGUAUUUACCGACGUUUGAUGAACAAGAUGUUGACCUCCAAGUAUUUCUUUCACUCACAGAUAAUGAUCUGAAAGAAAUAGGAAUCAAAUUGUUUGGUCCAAGAAAGAAGAUGAUGAAUGCUAUAGCAAGGUGGCACAGUAAAGCUAAGAUAUCUGUUGGGGAGCUAGAACAGGUGUAUGCUGACCGCCUUGAGGGUGAAAUGCAGGAAAUGGGUCUGCAGUUGCAGCUGGCAUUGGAACAACUGGAAAGCCUCAAGGCUCAGGUCAAACAAGAACAGCAACUUCGUAAUGUGACUGAGUCAUGUUUAAUGGAGGAGAGAGGGGCGUGGCAACAUGUACAACGUAUAAUCAUGGAGACUAGGCAGCAAUGUGAGGACUUCAAAGAUGUGGUCAGAAAAAUGAUACAAUAUGUCGGUGAGUUGAAGUCACGAGUGCCGCUGGACAGCAUUCAAGGUCAAGUGAAGCGACCAAUCAGAGGAGCUGGUGCAAUAAAAGAUGAGAGGGGUGUGAUUCAGCAAGAACACAUGCCCACUGAGGCUGUUAUACGCAAGGUUGACUACUACUUACAGGAAGUUACGCAUUUAUUAGGCAAUGUAACAAACAAUACAGAUCGUCUGCUGGGACGUAGUCAAACAGAAUCACCAGAGAGACCAUAUCCCUGAUAUUUAUCUAACAUAUCAUAUCAUAUUAUUAAUGUUUUUAUAUGAAGAAUACCUGGCAUUUAACAAAACCAUGACUACUUAAAAAGGGCAUAUUGUGAAAUGGUAAGUUUCAUUGUAAUAUUGAACAAUAAACUAAAAGCAGCACAUAAUAAUUUUAAAUGGCAAAGUAGUUUAUAUAUUUUUUCAGACUUAUUUGCAAUUUUAACAUUCACUCAUUGCGUGUAACCUUUAAACACUUUCUUUAUGAUGGAAUGAGAUGUUUUUUAAGAAUAUUAUUAAAUGUGAAAGAAAAGAUAUAAUAUACUUAUACUGAUCUUUGAAUCAGUCAGUUGACUGGUUGGUCAUGGAUCAUUUUUCAUUUAAUAUGUAUGAGAUUUUGAUGAGACUUCAUACAGUGGUAAAUGAUUAAGAGAAGCAGAGCAGUGAAAUUAUGUUAUUGUUCUGACAUUUUAAAUUGUUGAAACAAAAAAGCAAUGAAAAGAAGGAAGUUCAUGUAUAUAUGUAUUAUUCUCUCUUUCCCACUUUACAAAUCUUUGAAUGUAUGAUAAGAGAUCAGACAGAUCUAAUAUAUGAGCAGCGUCACGACAAAACCAACA